This is a messenger RNA of Betta splendens (Siamese fighting fish), 1642 nucleotides long. RefSeq names its product presenilin associated, rhomboid-like b (gene parlb). Gene Ontology annotation, cellular component: membrane. Bases 66 to 1193 code for a protein of 375 amino acids. The record is from RefSeq and is a predicted model, not a curated record. The transcript has 10 exons. Gene Ontology annotation, molecular function: serine-type endopeptidase activity. NCBI's taxonomy places the organism in Eukaryota, Metazoa, Chordata, Actinopteri, Anabantiformes, Osphronemidae.
GCCUGUGUUGACCCGGUAAUGGACCAUCCUCCAGUGUCGACGGGUCGGGGUUACCGGUGUUCAUCAUGGCGUUCUGGAGCGGUUCCCUCCUGUUCAGACUGGCUGGAGAUAACGUUUUACGGAGCUCCGGGAGAUGUGGCAGCAGGUGGCCUCACAGCCUCCAACAAAGAUGUGGCUUCAGAAAAGCCAGUAAGAAACCAGAACCCAAGAAGGUGCUAGAGGAGGAGGCGUCCCCCCACGUGGAGAGCUCUGAGGCUGCCCUCAACCGACAGACCACUACCCCACAAUGGAAUCAGCGGGCUCCGUCCGGCUCCCCGCGGGCCCUCAGUCGUCUCAUCAGACCGUUUGUCUUUACCAUAGGGUUUACAGGCUGCUCCUUUGGCUCUGCAGCCAUCUGGCAGUAUGAGUCUCUCAAGUCCCGGGUCCAGAGCUACUUUGACGACAUGAGAGCGGACUGGCUGGACAAACUGCGACCUCAGAAGCGAGGGGACAUUCGCAAAGAGAUCAACCAGUGGUGGAACAAACUGACCGAGGGUCAGAAGACAGUCUCAGGUAUCAUCGCUGCUAACGUGAUAGUGUUCUGCUGUUGGCGAGUUCCAUCUCUGCAGAGAUUCAUGAUUAAAUACUUCACCGCCAACCCUGCCUCCAAGACUCUUUGCUCCCCGAUGCUUCUUUCUACCUUCAGUCACUUCUCCUUCCUCCACAUGGCUGCUAACAUGUACGUCUUGUGGAGCUUCUCCACCAGCGCAGUCACCAUGCUGGGCAGAGAGCAAUUCAUGGCUGUUUACCUGUCUGCAGGAGUUGUUUCCACAUUUGUCAGCUACGUGAGUAAGAUGGUCACAGGGAGGUUCGGCCCGUCUCUUGGAGCGUCUGGAGCCAUCAUGACCGUCCUGGCUGCUGUUUGUACCAAAAUGCCAGAGGCCAAACUGGCCAUCAUCUUCCUCCCCAUGUUCACCUUCAGCGCUGCCAAUGCUCUCAAGGCCAUUGUCGCCAUGGAUACAGCAGGUCUGGUGCUGGGAUGGAAGUUUUUCGACCAUGCUGCUCAUUUAGGUGGAGCCAUGUUUGGAAUCUGGUACGUACUGUUUGGACAUGAGCUGAUGUGGAAAAAUCGAGAACCUUUUGUUAAAUUUUGGCACAACCUGAGAACUCGAGGAGGACCAGGCAGAGGAGGAGAUCAGGGAGGCUCUGCGUAAGGAUCGAAGAUAAAACAGAGUUGCUUAACUUCACAUCAAACCCGGGGUCCAUGCACCAUUUGGCUCCCGCACCUGGCAGGUGGGAGAGACAGAGGCACAGCCCCACCUGAAACACUGAUUCACAUCUAUAGGAACUGAUGAAGGACUCAGUGUUCUUUCAUCUGCUUGAAUUUCAAUCUCGUGGCCUGUAGAACAGACAGGGUCUGUAACUCAGCCCAGUGUCACCAGUAUCCCCAAACUGGAACCAGAACAUGUUUUGUCUGCAGCCACGUGAAGCCCUAAUGAGCCGAACAGUUUUAGAGACACGUGAAGCUCUGAAUGAGGCCAGCAUUGUGCUUCUCUGGUCCGACACUGACGUCUCGCACUGAGUCGUUACUGUAAAAUAUUUACCUUCUGCUUAUUUAUGUUUGCUCAUUUUCUUUAUUAAUAAAUCUUUUACUGAAUCUAAA